This is a messenger RNA of Ectocarpus sp. CCAP 1310/34, 3030 nucleotides long. The record is from the annotation of a GenBank genome assembly. Lineage: Eukaryota; Phaeophyceae; Ectocarpales; Ectocarpaceae.
AUGGCGAAGAAGAAGGGCGGUGCCGCGAAAGGGGCGGCGAAGCAGGAGGCAAAGGAGCUGAAGAAGAAGAAGCAAGAGGAAAAGGCAUCGAAGGCGGCUAAAAAGAAAAGCGGCAAGGACGCUCGCGAGGCCGGCGAGGAUGACAUCGAGGCGAUUCUGGCCGACAUUCUCCAAAAGGAGGCCAAGCAAACCGCGGUCACUGUGACGGUGUGCGAUGGACCCCCUUCUCCCAGGGCCAACUUCACGGUGACCUCCCUCCCCUCCGGCGACAUGAUCCUUUUCGGCGGGGAGUGCUUCGACGGCCAGGACACCAAGUGCUUCAAGGAUCUCUUCCGGUGGAACGUCGAGAAGAACGAGUGGCGCCAGAUCGAGUCGCCCAACACCCCGCCCCCCCGGUGCUCCCACCAAGCGGCGUAUUUCAGAGAUCACUUGUAUGUGUUCGGCGGGGAGUUUGCCACGACGGACCAGUUCCGCCACUACAAGGACUUCUGGCGACUCAACGUCAAGACGAACGCUUGGGAGCAGCUGGAGACGUUAGGCAAGUCCCCCUCAAUGAGAAGCGGCCACCGCACGGUGGUGUGGCGCAAUCAGCUCGUCCUUUUCGGAGGGUUCCACGAGGCGUCUCGCGUCACAAGUUGGUUCAACGACCUCUACAUCAUGGGUUUCCAGGACCUCAAGUGGCGGCGGAUAGAGUUCCCCGCCACGGCUACGAUACCUGCCCCAAGGAGCGGGCACCAGAUGGCGGUGUACGCACCGGGGGAACAAAUAUUCCUGUAUGGGGGGUAUUCGAAGGAGAGGGAGCCUGGGCAGAAGAAAGAGGGCAAGACUCUCAACGACAUGUGGGUUUUGAACAUGAAGCCAGCCGUAUCCGGGGGAAAUCCGACAUGGGACCGGAUCGGGAAGAAGGGGGCCCCGCCGUCGAUCCGAUCCGGCGCGGCGAUGACGGUCCACAAGAACAGGGCCUUGCUCUUUGGAGGCGUUUUGGACCACGAGGGGCCGCAGCAUGCCCUCAGGUCGGUGUUCUACAAUGACCUCUUCGCGUUCGAUAUGGAGCGGCGGCGUUGGUACCACCUAGCACUGAAGAAGGCAGGCAAGAAGAAGGCCAAGGAGAAGGGCAGGGGAAAGCACGGGACAGCAGGACCUGAACAGGCGCAAAACGACGACCAGCAGGAGGAGGAAGAAGAGGACUACAUCGACAGCGAUGACGAGCGGGAGGAUGGCGAGAAAGCCCCGCACGAGAACGCCUUCGUGUACAUCGACGAGUCCGGCAAGCUGGUCUACGUAGAGCCGGAGGAGGAGGAGGAGGGCGGGGAAGGCGACGUCAAGGGUGGAGGAGUGGCGGCGGGUUUGGAGGAGAAAGAAUCCGGUUUGGAGGAGAAGGAGGAGAAGGAGGAGACGAAGGACGAGAAGGCUCACGCUGUUGCAGAGGAAGUACCUUCGGCCACUACGGCAGGCGACACAUGUUCAUCUCAGCAAGCGCUAGGUGGAUUGGAAGAGAAGCACGACGACAAAGCAAGAGCGGACGGUGUCGCCCCAUCCCCUGCUGUCGAUCCCGCCGACGUUCACGUCCAGCUCAAAGUCCAAUCGGGUUCGACGGCAGAUUCGGUGCCGGAUGCCGGGGAUGACAAGGGAGGGGAUGCCGAAGAAGCGUCCCCGUGUCCAUUGCCCCGCAUUAAUCCCUGCCUCACCGUGCGGGGCAACACUCUUUACGUCUACGGCGGGCUACUCGAGGUUGGCGACCGCGAGUUCACGCUGGACGACUGCUGGAGCCUGGAGCUCAACACGCGCGUGGCUUGGAAACGGGUCCAGGAGGGCACGAUGGACAAGCAGAUGUGGAAGGGGGAAGAGGACGAGUCGGAGAUGGGGUCAGAGUGGGGAGAAGAGGAAUCAGACUCCGAUGACUCCGAAGACGAUGAUGAUGACGGGGAGGAGGAGGACCGCGUCAAACCGGUGUCGGCCGGCAUGAGCUGCAUGACCCUGGAUGGGGGCGACGCGGUUGAAAACGACGGUGCCGCAAAGAAGACUGCCAAGACCGAAAAAGCCAAGAAGAGCAAGGGAGGCAAGAGGGGUAAGCACGGGGGUGUGCGAGAGGAGAUCAGACACCUGCAGGAGCUGCUUGACGUUGAUGACCCCAACAGGACCCCCCAGGCCGGCGAGGCGAUGCGCGAUUUCUUCGAUCGCACGAAGUUGUUCUGGACAACCGAGAUCGUGCGAAGAAGAGACGAGUCCGAGGUGCCCUUGGAACCCAUGACUGAGAAGGCGCUCAGACGAGACGCCUUCGCGCUCGCGGGGGAAAGGUACGCCGAGCUCGAGCCCUCGCUGGCACGCCUGAACGCUCUCGAGGCGGAGCAGCGGGAGUUGGAGGCACGGGAGGCGGAUAAGAGGAGGGAAAAGAAGGUCUCACGUCCUCGUUCGAGUCGAGGAUGAUGCCUGCACGUUGGGGCCAAAUCACGGAAUGUUGUGUCGUGACGAGGCCACAUGAGUGUCUUCAUUGAUCGUGAUGUGGCAGGAGAAUGGUCGGUCCGUAGUAGACCGAUCCGUUCCUGUAUGCAGCGAAGAACUGGAUGAAUGAAGGAGUAACAGCCAAGGAAUUGGCGCGGGGGAUCAUUUUGCGUGUGUGUGUGUGGGGGGCGUAACCAGCGUGUGUUGCAGCUGUCUAGCCGAAUCGAAAAUUCGUUUGUAGGUUGAGCUUCGUCUCUGUCCUGCCUUCCGGUCUUGUCUGACUUGAGCAAUGAACGCCAAAAGCGUCCUCCAAGCGUCCUUUCUGCUUGCCACCGAAUCAUCACAGAGGAGCCAGCCCGGAGAUCACUGUGCACCUGCCAAGUGGUAUGCGUUGUAGCGCUUGAGCUUGUUUGCGUGAAGAAAAUAUUUUUGUGGUCAUGGAUGUGGUAACACUCCCCCCCAUCCUUGACGGUGGCAACAACAUUCCGUGUGACAUGAAUGCCACCCGAAGUUCAUGCUCCCGCCUCAGGCUACAGCCGCCAUUGAUGGUGCCUGCGUAUAUAUCUAUUCUGAACAUACGCUUCAGUU